UACACUAGUACUCUAGCUAAAGUCGUGAAAGGAACAGAGCCUGUAGUACAUAUAAAGACCACGACUUUUUUCCAGUAGGUGGUGAUAUACAUGUUUCUUAUCAAACUGAACAGAAGCAGAGAAAGAAACCUCCCAUUGCUGCCUGUAGCAAACAAAGCUAACCAGCAUCUGACUUGUUUACAAAGCCAUUUGGCUUCAGUGGAAACCUUUUUUUUUUUCAACCUGACUGACUUCUGAACAAAAGCAAGGGAGCCGAGAAGACACGGGUGUUCUAUACAAUGGAAAUCACCAUGGGAUGCAUUAGGAUGAAAAGAGUUUGUUUGGCAGUUUUUAUCGAUCCACAUCUAACCACAAAUGUAAUGAAAAUCUGAGUGAGAUGAGGGCAUUGGGAGGCCGGGGACUGAGGAGCUGAAGAUUUUAAUUGAACUAAACAGUCUUAUAGUGACCUCACCGCAUGUCGCGAAUCAGGAGUACACUGAACACUGUCACUAAAGCUGUGAGCGGGACAGUGAACACAGAACUGUUCUCCAAGAUAACACGCCUCCGGCCCAAUGCUGCCCCUGUGGACAAAGCUGUAGAGGUCAAAAUGGAGUGCCCUGAGUCAGAACCUGCUGCAGUUAUGACCGUGGCAGCACCUCAACAACUGAGGCCCAACGAAGAGGAGGUGAAAAGCAGUGAAGUCAGGGAACAACCCCCCAAACCUCAAUUAAGCCUGGAUAUGCCCCUGAGAGCUACAUCCACAGCAGUAGCCAAACAGACACUGCAGCGGUUCCAGCCCUCUGCUUUUUCCACAAACAUGGAUGAAACCUACAACCACUUGGCAGAACAUGUCAACACAUACUUUGGAAGUGAUGCCCAGGAAGAGAAGAGGUCUCACCAGACAAAUGGAGAUCCAAGCAUCCAUGCACCAUCAAGCACUGCUCACUUCAGCGGGACCAAAGAGCAUAUUCCUGUGAUCGCGCCUGUGGGUCACAGAGUCGACUUGGAGCCGCCCACAUCUCCACCUGCCCCUGUACCAAGUACUAAAUCUCCAGAGCACCCUGCCCUUCCAGAAGAGGAGAGUGUAAAAUCACCUUCUCCUUCUCCACAGAAGAAAGGGAUCAGCCAGUACCUCUCUUACAAAAGUCCCAGCAUGCAGGCCUUUGUGGGGAAUUACAUCGCUCCUCUGGUUCCCAAAUUCAGGGCUGAUUCAAAAAGCUCGGGUGCAGAAAAAGAGAAAGCUCCCGAGGCGUCUCAAGUGGUUUCUCAGGACACGGAGGAUGCAGAAAGCAAAGAGCGGAAACAGGCAGAGGAAAAGGCCCAACGGCUGUUGUCCCAGAGAGAGAAGAUCAUAGCACGUGUGAGUGUGGAUAACAGGACCAGAGCACUGGUGCAGGCUAUAAAGAGGGUGACUGACGUGAAGAUCACCAUUAGCAGAGUGGAAGAGCUCAGCUUCCAUCUACUGGAGUUCCCUGAGACCAGAGGGGUGGCAGUCACUGAGAAAGUUAUUCCGUGUUUGCUUCGGUUGCGUCAAGCCCGGGAUGUCAGACUACAGGCAGCAGUGAGGCAGGCCCUUGCCCUGGUGGGCUAUACCGACCCAGUCAAAGGCAGAGGCAUUCGUGUCCUCUCCAUUGAUGGAGGAGGGACUAGGGGCCUGGUUGCGCUGCAGACUUUGCAUAGGCUGGAGAAACUCACUGGAAAGCCCAUCUACCAGCUGUUUGAUUACAUCUGUGGAGUCAGUACAGGUGCUAUACUGGCCUUCAUGUUAGGAGUGUUCCAGAUCCCUCUGACGGAGUGUGAGGUACUUUAUAGGAAGCUUGGCUCUGAUGUCUUCAAACAGAAUGUGAUUGUUGGCACAGUGAAGAUGGGCUGGAGUCAUGCUUUUUACGACAGCCAAACCUGGGAGGAGAUCCUUAAACAGAGAAUGGGACCGAGUCUACUGAUUGACACUGCCAAAGAUCCAAACUGCCCAAAGGUGGCAGCAGUGAGCACUGUAGUGAAUAGAGGGCUGCCACUGAAGGCUUAUGUGUUCAGGAACUACAACUUCCUUCCAGGGGUGCGCUCCCACUACCUGGGCAGCUGCCAGCACAAGAUGUGGCAGGCUCUCCGAGCAUCGUCUGCAGCUCCAGGAUACUUUCAGGAGUAUGUGCUUGGGAGUGACUUGCAUCAGGAUGGCGGUCUCCUCAUCAACAACCCCACAGCACUGGCAAUCCACGAGUGCAAGUGCUUGUGGCCCAACACUCCUGUGCAGUGUGUGGUGUCUCUGGGUACCGGCCGCUAUGAAACAGCUGGGAAAAGCAGCUCCGGUACUUACACCAGCCUGAAGACCAAGCUCACCCAUGUCAUCAGCAGCGCCACAGACACUGAGGAGGUCCAUACGAUGUUGGACGCCCUCCUUCCUCCUGACACCUACUUUCGCUUUAACCCCUAUAUGAGUGAAGAUAUCCCACUGGACGAAAGCCGGGCUGAGCGACUGAACUUCCUGCAGACUGAGGGCCAGCGCUACCUGGAGCGCAAUGAGCCCAAGCUGAAAAAAGCUGCCAGUGUUCUUUCUCAAGAGAAGAGCACCAUCCAGAAGCUGGCUGAGUGGGCUCAGCUGAAAGCAGACAUGUACGAUGGCCUUCCCUUCCGCUCGAAACUUUAACGCUUCAGUCGAGACAAUGUCUUGCAUCUCUUGAAAUAAAAGUGUGUAGAAGCACCAUGUACCAAGAAACAUGGUACAGUAGAAAUGGUCAUAAGGUCAUUUAAACAUUAAUUGAUCUGACUGGUACACUGCGGGAAUUUUAUUUUUGACCUUAGAAAGAUUGAUGUACAUGGAAACUCGCCUCGUCAUGAGUGUUGACUAGUUAUGUUUUUAUUGAUAGGGUGCAUCGUUCUCUGACCCGUCUCUGAUUUGAGUUUAUGACUGCUGAAAGCACUUUUAUGGAGUUAAAAACUUUAAACAAGAGCUUGAUGUUGCAAGUUUUAAUGUUCCUGCACUUUUAACGAAUACCUACCUGAUACGAUCUGCCUGUUUGUGAUCAUGUUGUAUCGUGUGUAGAAGUGUCUAGUUUUAGAAACAAGCCAUAGUCUUGUUUGCGUCUCAUCAGAUUUGUCGUCAUCAAUGUUCUGCACACGUACUUUUGUUGAUUCCUGCCACUUCAAAAGCAAGUUGCAUUCACCUGAACUUGAAUCUCUUAGCAUGCACUGUAAUUUAAAAUGCACUAAGGUAUGAUUUAUGUAUAAAUCGCUGGCUGAAAGAUUUCAUAUGAAGCUCAAAUUAGUAGUAAGUUGACUAUCAUCAGUUGUUUUUAAUGAUUUUUAUUGAAAUAAAAAGGAAAUAGAGGGAAUAUGUUGGCUGAUAAUACUGAUAAUAGAAAGUAUUUAGACUUUUCACUAACAACAUUAUGAGCAGCUUGAAUGCAGUUGAAUUAAUGCCAAAUUUCUUUACACUAAAGCUAACCUUAUUGUAUUAUAAGGUGUUGUGUAAGACGUCCAGUUCUGUGGUGUCAGGAAUUCACACUGAAUUAUGUUUUGAAGCCUUGAUGGUUAUGUCAUUAUACCCUUAAUUUUAUUUGUCUUUAGUUGCUUGAACCUGGAAAAUAUGAUCCUGUUGUUUUGAUUAGUAUGUAUAUACUGUACAUGGUGUGUCCUUAAAAAUCCAUAUUCCAGAUGGAGUUUACACUAAUAAUUAACAGUAGAACGCUUGGAAGAUGCUGAGUUUUCGGAGAGAAUUAAAAGUUUUAGUUAUAUUCUAGAAUAUCUGUGUGCAUCCUGUAAGUUUCCAGUAACUGGGAGGAUAAGGAGGAGUAAAAACAGAUUUGUUUACAAAGCUAAAUAAAUAAAGAAAUAAAUAAAUAAGCACAGUAACACAUGA
Messenger RNA from Astyanax mexicanus (Mexican tetra), 3835 nucleotides. RefSeq names its product patatin-like phospholipase domain containing 8 (gene pnpla8). NCBI's taxonomy places the organism in Eukaryota, Metazoa, Chordata, Actinopteri, Characiformes, Acestrorhamphidae. The record is from RefSeq and is a predicted model, not a curated record. Bases 455 to 2623 code for a protein of 722 amino acids. The transcript has 10 exons. Gene Ontology annotation, cellular component: membrane. Gene Ontology annotation, biological process: arachidonate metabolic process.